This is a messenger RNA of Leucoraja erinaceus (little skate), 1736 nucleotides long. It is a transcript of the gene mmaa, whose product is annotated as metabolism of cobalamin associated A. Lineage: Eukaryota; Metazoa; Chordata; Chondrichthyes; Rajiformes; Rajidae. The coding region runs from base 118 to 1419 and encodes 433 amino acids. The transcript has 6 exons. Gene Ontology annotation, molecular function: GTPase activity; GTP binding. Gene Ontology annotation, cellular component: cytoplasm. The record is from RefSeq and is a predicted model, not a curated record.
CCACCGACCUUUAAACACAAGUCUCUAGCUGCUGGAAAAUAUCCUACAGCAGCUGUAGGAUCUUUGGUUGCUGGCGUGAGCUGUGGCUGUGGCUGUGGCUGGGUGGGGAGUGGGACGAUGUUGCAGGCGCUGCUGUUGCCGGGUGUGUGGUGCAGGUGGGGGGGCCGGGCUCGCGCGCCCGCGCUCCAGGGAUCCCCGGGCCUCGCUCAGCGCCGCGCGCCCGGGCGGCAGUUGCACUCGCUGGUGUGGGGGCCGCGGGGCCUCCGCCCGGUACAGGCUGCGGCUGCAACUGCGGCAGCGGCUGGUCUUCGGGGCCUUCGUCCAGCUCCUGCCCCGCUUGGCCUACGCGGCUUUCGGACCGAGCAGCAGCAGAUGGCGCUGACGCUGUCCGACUGGGAGAAGCGGCUGCUUGAGCGUUUGUGCAGCGGGCUGCUGGGCGGAGACAGGUCGUGUCUGGCUGAAGGCAUCACCCUGGCGGAGUCGACGAACGGCCAGAAGAAGCACCUGGCUCGGCUACUGCUGCAGAAAGUGCUGGACUGUCAGAGGGAGCGGGAGCGGCUGAAUGACCAGAAACCUCUGGCCUUCAGAAUGGGACUGUCUGGCCCACCUGGUGCUGGGAAAUCUACAUUUAUUGAAAAAUUUGGGAAAAUGUUGACAGGAAAAGGACAUAAAGUUGCUGUUCUAGCUGUUGAUCCAUCUUCAAAAACCACUGGAGGUUCACUUUUGGGUGACAAAACCCGUAUGAUUGAACUUUCAAGGGAUAUGAAUGCAUAUAUUCGUCCAUCACCCACUUUGGGUACUUUGGGAGGAGUUACCAGAACUACAAAUGAAGCAAUUCUUUUAUGUGAAGGGGCAGGGUAUGAUAUAAUCCUUGUAGAAACUGUAGGUGUGGGCCAAUCUGAGUUUGCAGUGGCAGACAUGGUGGAUAUGUUUAUCUUGUUUAUUUCACCAGCAGGGGGAGAUGAACUCCAGGGAAUUAAACGUGGUAUAAUAGAGAUGGCAGAUUUGGUUGUGGUAACUAAAGCUGAUGGAGAACUCCUUGGUCCUGCGCGAAAGAUACAAGCUGAAUAUACAAGUGCUUUAAAGCUGCUUCAUAAACAGUCCAAGAGUUGGAGGCCAAAGGUGAUGCGAGUGUCUUCAAAAUACGGAGAAGGGUUUACUAGUCUCUGGGAGAAAAUGACAGAAUUCCACACUACAUUAGGUGCAACUGGUGAGUUGCAAAUAAAAAGGCAAAGACAGCAAAAGGUGUGGAUGUGGAAUAUGAUCCAAGAGAAUGUUACUGAGUAUCUCUGUAACCACCCUGCUGUCAGAAAUCAAAUUCCCAACUUGGAGGAGAAGGUUGUCAGGGGUGAUAUAACUCCUGGUCUUGCUGCAGACAUCCUUUUGAGGACAUUUUCAGAAAAAAAAGAAAUACUGUAAAUGCUGUAAAUACUGAUUAAUAUAGAUUAUAUAUUUAUGACACAUAUUUACACUGCUAAUUUCUGAUCGGCCAAAAUGUGUUAAGGAACAUUCCUGAGGAACUGAGCAGAAUUUUUAUGUUACGGAAUCUUUAUGAAGAAUUUCUUGUUUUUCUAUUGCGCGCAAAUAAAAACAUCCUUUGUACUUGUACAGAUUAUUUCUUUGAUUUUGUGCAAAAUGAUCUGGUUUCCUAUGCUGAGCUGAAGUGAUUGUAUUUCAUUCAUGAGUUUUUCAAUAUUGUUUAGUCACUAUAGAAAUUAAAAUUGUAUGAAACAGUU